UCGAAAUUGACGGGUAGAAAAACUAAGUGAUACUAACUAAAGAACUGAAAAAAGUGAGUUUAUCAAAUCAAAGAAAGUGCUACAUAUUUAUGUAGUGGCAAGUGCAGUGCUAUAGUGAAGCGCAAUUUAAAGCAAAUCCAAAAAAAAAUAAAAAAAAAACAUUUAAAGAACCGCUAAAGCAUAAAGUGUGCUAAAAGUGUAUUUUACGGCAGCCGAUGAACAUGAUCAUGGAUAAUAAUCACCACCACAACCACCAACAGCAACAGCAGCAAGGCACGCCGCAUCUGCCAUCACCGCAGCGUGCGGACAUAUGCAUUUCCACAACGCCACCAACAGCGCCUCUAAGCCCGCUGUCAAAUACUAAUAGUAACAAUGACUCACGAUUUUCACCUGUGACCGCUACAACGCAUCUGAGCAAUGGCAAAGCCACUUUAAAACGCUCCUUCGACGUCGCUUUCCUAAUGAUGCCCGACGAGCGCCUCAAACAGAAGCAUACCGACAAACAGCCACGUCUUUCGGAAUAUAGUGCGGAGCACCAUCAAUAUCCGACGGACUUGUCGCCGCGCUCCGCCUCCCAUUCGCCGCUACAAAAUCAAAAUCAGCAACAGCAAAGCCCACCACACCCUCUAAUCAAUCCCAUUGAAUCGGUGUUCAACAUCCAAGAAGCGCGCCGCUAUCCACAGAUCACUAUCCGCUCGCCGCGCAUCUACGAUGACCCAACAUUGGUAAUUCCCGUCGGCAGCGAAUCGCCAGAAAGUCUGCCAUUAAAGAGCGCCUUCACCAAAGUAUCCUCUAUGCGCUUGGAGUCGCCUGUUCCACCUGCACCACCACUGAGUCCCGAUCAAUUGAGCUGUUCGUCGAUGAGUCCACCCAUGUCCACAACGCCACCACGCACCAACAGCGGUGGCAACGGCAGCCUAUCGAAUGGCAGCAGUGGCAAUUCAGCGCCAUGCCUAAAUCCGAAUAUUAUCUAUCAAAACUUCAGACCGGACUAUCAGUUCAGUGGCGCUUUCCAGUCGGUCAAUCAUGUGCAUAUGCUUCAAGCGCAACGGCUUAAACAACAGCUAUUCUAUCGCACGCCUCUACAUCCCACAGCUGCUGCAGCGCUUGCCGCAUCCAAGAAUGCAUCCGGUUCGGCUAGCAAUGGCGGAAACUGCAACCCAGUUGGUCCACCUCCAGAAUUUCUUCAUGGCUAUUCGGCAUUUCCAUUUCCUGGCGGACAUGCUCACCCCUUCGCUGCUGUUGCGCCACCAGAGUUACCACGGAUCGCACAAAAUCCCGCUGCCGCAGCAAUACUGACUACGCUCAUACCACCUACGCUGGCCUCCACGUUCUCAUUGACGGCGCAGAAUGUUUGCGCCAAAUGCAGCAUAAGCUUUCGCAUGACAAGCGAUCUGGUCUAUCACAUGCGUUCUCAUCACAAAAGUGAGGUUGCUUGCGAUCCCAAUCGGCGUAAGCGCGAGGAGAAAUUACGCUGUCCAGUAUGCCAGGAGACAUUUCGCGAACGGCAUCAUCUCACGCGGCACAUGACAGCCCACCAGGAUAAGGAAAGUGAUCAAGUGACACCACCGAAUGGCGCUAUGCCGCACGGAAGUCCAGAUAGAAUAAAUAACGGAAAUGGGCGCAAUCAUGCGGCGCGUAUUUCGGGCGUCAGUAAAUGAUCGAAGCAUUUUUUCGGAUAUUUUUAAAUUUAGUCAGUAUCUACUUUGUGAAAACAGAGUUGCUUUCGUGUUAAGUUUUUAGGGCGAACGCGCUGAGCGAUUUGUGAUAUUAAGUUAAAGACGUUUUAAAAAUCAUUAAAUUAUUUACUUAUAUGUAUGUAUGUAUAAUACGAACAUUUGUAUAGUGCAAUUUUAGGUUGUAGAGUAAAGUUUAACCAACAAUGAUUACUUAUAUAAGAAUUACAUAUACAUUAGGGCGGUCCUUAAAAAUAUAGGUAUCUAAAUUUUGGAUCGGACAGUCUUUUAGCUUCGUUUCUACGUACAAAAGAGAGAAACCUACAAAAAAUGUUAGAGGUCGCCGCUACCAGGGUUAAAGGAAAUUUAAUUUUUUAAUCGAAAAAAAUCGACAAAAUUUU
Rhagoletis zephyria (snowberry fruit fly) is the source of this 2077-nucleotide messenger RNA. RefSeq names its product PR domain zinc finger protein 8. Lineage: Eukaryota; Metazoa; Arthropoda; Insecta; Diptera; Tephritidae. Gene Ontology annotation, biological process: regulation of DNA-templated transcription. Gene Ontology annotation, cellular component: nucleus. The record is from RefSeq and is a predicted model, not a curated record.